AUGCAAUUUCACUUGAGCGGCUUCAAAGGCUCUGGAGAUCCACUGAUCUUACAGUUCGACGGGCAAGAGCCAGACUUCCAGACAAAACUACCAGAUGAGAUCGACGUACUCAUAGUUGGAGCUGGUCCCGCCGGACAGUUACUGGGAGCUCAGCUAGCUCGCUUCCCGGACAUCACAACACGAAUCGUCGAAUCGAAGCACGGUCGACUAGAACAGGGACAGGCGGAUGGACUGCAAUGUCGGACGAUCGAAGUGUUCGAGGCUUUCGGCUUCAGUGAGAAAGUGCUCAAAGAGGCGUACUGGGUGAAUGAGACAACGUUCUGGUCGCCGACAGACGAUGGGAGAGGUCUGCGGAGGAGUGGGAGGAUACGGGAUACGGAGGACGGGCUUUCCGAGUUCCCUCAUGUCAUUUUGAACCAGGCGAGACUGCACGACCUCUGGCUGGAUUGCAUGAAGUGGUCGCCAACGAGGCUGGAGCCGUCGUACAGCCGCACGAUGACGGAGCUUAGCAUACCAAGGGGAGACGGACCUGUAGAUAUCACUAUUGAGAGGAUUGAUGAGAAGAAUGCAGGAAAGAAGGAGAUGAUACGAGCGAAGUAUGUCGUGGGUUGUGACGGGGCGAGAAGCGGAGUUCGAAACAAACUCGGCCUGGAGAUGAAGGGCGACUUUGCCAAUCAGGCCUGGGGAGUGAUGGACGCCUUGUUGGUCACGACGUUCCCAGACGCGAGACUGAAGACCGUGAUUCAUUCCGCGAACGAUGGCAGUAUCCUAAUCAUCCCUAGAGAGGGUGGCUACCUUUCACGCUUCUACAUCGAGUUGGACAAAUUAGAUGCAAACGAACGGAUAUCUACGAAGAAUGUCACGGCAGACGUCUUGAUCGAUCGAGCCAAACGUAUCUUUGCACCAUACACCUUUGAUGUGCGAGAGAUAGCUUACUGGUCGGUGUAUGAGGUCGGCCAAAGACUCACAGAUCAUUUCGACGAUGUGCCCAAAGUCGAGCGCGACCAACGAGAUCCGAGGGUAUUCAUCACUGGAGACGCUUGUCACACUCACUCUGCCAAGGCCGGUCAAGGCAUGAACGUGUCCAUGAAUGAUUCCUUCAAUCUCGGCUGGAAGCUAGCAGCCGUCUUACGAGGUCUUGCGCCGCCGAGCCUUCUGCAUACCUAUUCGGAAGAACGACAGGACAUCGCCCGGAGGCUGAUAGAUUUCGACCGCGUCAUGUCCCGCAUGUUUGCCGCGAAACCCAAGGAGAACGCCGCCGAGGACGAUGAGGACUUUGUGGAUCCGGCCGUCUUCCAGGAGAACUUUCAACGACAGGCACGCUUCAUGGCCGGGGUUGAGAUCAAGUAUAAGCCUGGCCCAUUGACGUCCUCGGAUACGAGCCAUCAGCACCUGGCGACAGGAUAUGAGAUCGGAACCCGAUUUCAGUCAACGCAGGUCCUGCGUGUCGCAGAUGCCAAACCUAUCCACCUCGGCCACGAAAUGAAAGCAGACGGGAGAUGGAGAAUUGUACUCUUCGGCGACAACUCGGAUCCGACUUCCCCAACUUCUGCCGUGGCGAAGAUAUGCGACUACCUCCAGCACGUGCUCAUUCCAAAGCACACGCCUCCCAAAGGCGACAUCGACUCCGUAUUCGACGUACGUGCCGUGUAUCAGCAAUCCCGCCAAAGCUUCAACAUCACAGAUCUUCCACCGCUGCUCCUGCCACACAAGGGACGUCUGGGGAUUCAAGAUUACGAGAAGGCGUUCACGGAUGAGGAGAGCUACGGCUUUGGCUUUGGCGAGAUUUACAAGACGAGAGGAAUUGAUCGGGAGAAAGGGUGUGUGGUUGUCGUGAGGCCUGAUCAAUAUAUCAGUGCGGUCCUUCCGCUUUCCGAGGACGCGAACGGGAUGCUCGAGGCUUUCUUUGGUGGCUUCAUGAAUGAGCAGGCCGCAGUGACGAAUGGAGCAUGA
Messenger RNA from Lecanosticta acicola, 1953 nucleotides. The record is from the annotation of a GenBank genome assembly. NCBI's taxonomy places the organism in Eukaryota, Fungi, Ascomycota, Dothideomycetes, Mycosphaerellales, Mycosphaerellaceae.